Messenger RNA from Acanthisitta chloris (rifleman), 2198 nucleotides. RefSeq names its product family with sequence similarity 126, member B (gene HYCC2). Gene Ontology annotation, biological process: phosphatidylinositol phosphate biosynthetic process; protein localization to plasma membrane. The transcript has 10 exons. Bases 13 to 1608 code for a protein of 531 amino acids. Lineage: Eukaryota; Metazoa; Chordata; Aves; Passeriformes; Acanthisittidae. The record is from RefSeq and is a predicted model, not a curated record. Gene Ontology annotation, cellular component: plasma membrane.
AAAAGUAAGAAAAUGCUGGGAUCAGAACGAGGUGUCGUGGAAGAAUGGCUGUCAGAAUUCAAGGCAUUACCUGAAUCACAAAUUUCCAGCUAUGCAGCUACUUUGCACCGAAAAAACCCACUGGUGCCAGCUCUUUAUAAGGUCAUUCAAGACCCAAAUAAUGAGCUCCUGGAGCCUGUUUGCCACCAGCUCUUUGAACUUUACCGUAGUUCUGAAGUUCGGCUCAAGAGAUUCACACUGCAGUUUUUGCCAGAGUUGGUCUGGGUGUAUCUGCGUCUUACUGCCAGCAGGGAUAGGCAGAGUAAUGGUUGCAUUGAAGCAUUGCUGCUUGGCAUUUACAACUUGGAAAUUGCUGACAAAGAUGGAAACAACAAAGUUUUGUCUUUCACCAUCCCUUCAUUAUCUAAACCCUCAAUAUAUCAUGAGCCCUCUACUAUUGGAUCCAUGGCAUUAACUGAAGGAGCACUAAGUCAGCAUGACCUCAUCAGAGUAGUUUACAGUGAUCUUCAUCCUCAAAGAGAGACCUUCACAGCACAGAACCGGUUUGAGGUGCUGAGCUUUCUUAUGCUGUGCUACAAUUCUGCUAUUGUCUAUAUGCCUGCCUCCUCUUACCAGUCACUUUGUACGAUGGGUUCCAGACUGUGUGUGAGUGGAUUUCCACGGCAGCAUGAGAAACGCUGGAAAGAACACUGUGGUAGAGUGGUGUUAGACCCUGACUUCAUGGUGCAGCUGCUCACAGGUGUCUAUUAUGCCAUAUAUAAUGGUCAGUGGGAACUUGGCCAGGAAGUAUUGGAGGACAUAAUUUACAGAGCACAGCUUGAGCUCUACUCACAGCCUCUGCUGGUUGCAAAUGCCAUGAAGAACUCGCUGCCCUUUGAUGCCCCUGAUGCAUCGCAAGAAGGCCAGAAGGUACUGAAAAUAGAAGUUACUCCAACAGUGCCAAGGAUUUCUCGGAGUGCUAUUACAACAGCUUCUAUCCGUCGUCAUCGCUGGAGGAGAGAAGAUGCUGAAGGCGUAAAUGGAAGAGAGGAGUCUGUGAACCUUAAUGAUGCUGAUGAAGGAUUUUCAUCAGGAGCUUCCCUCAGCAGCCAGCCAGUUGGGACCAAACCUGUAUCCUCUGUGUCACAGAAGGGCAGCUUAAGGAAAACAGCAAGUGGGCGUUCUACUAAGGAUAAAGAAACCUCUUCUGCAGCAAAAUGCAAUGAGAGCCCUCGAGAUUCAGUAGCUCGAAAGCAGUAUACACACCAAUCCACCGACCUGGGUGGAGAUAUAAUUGAGAUGACACCUACUAAGAAACACCUCAGCCUGCCUGCUGGGCAGGUGGUGCCAAAAGCCAACAGUUUGAGCCUGAUCAGGACCGCCAGUGCUUCCUCCAGUAAAUCAUUUGACUAUGUGAAUGGCAGUCAGGCAGGCUCCAGUGUUGGAGAUGGUACAGAAGGUUUUAGCAAUCUAACAGCUGGCAACACCAACCGGUUUUCAACUAUCAGCCUACAGGAGGACCGACUAGGCACAGCUGGGGAAGGUAAAGAUCUCCUUGCCCCAGGAGCUCCCCUAACCAAGCAGUCUCGAUCUCCAAGUUUCAAUAUGCAGCUGAUAUCCCAGGUGUAACUUUGACUCCCUUCCUUAGUACUCCCUCUUUGCCCUUAAGCCCCUGGCAAGUUCAUCCUUAGGCAAAACAUGAACCAUCAUCCCACAGUGUGAAAAUACUGACUGUUGUGAUCUUGUUUGAUUUGGUUUCGCUGUCAUACUGUAUUACUGACACAGCAAUAAUUCUUCCCUCACCUUCAUCCUCCUUCCCCCUUGUAACCGUGGUUGUGAAGCAGUAUAUAAUGUACUGUAUGCCUUUUUCCAUGCCUUCCUUUCUCCUUGGGUGAUGUGCAAUCCAUCGUAGGCUGAUCAGUCCCAUUUCAACACUGUGAGACUGGAGACACCGGUGGAAAUGGUGAAUGUGAUCCCUAUGAGAUGAUGCUUUGGCUUUGUUAAGAAAUAGAAACGGGUUUGUUUUCUCAGUCUACAGUACUGCAAAGACUACUGGAUCAUGACUUUUCUUUCUCAGAACCAGGAGUGCCUCAGAGAUUCUAGUGUGACUUUGGACCUCUCUGAGUCUGUGCAAUCAAUUCUGGGGAGGGGAUUGUCAUUGCUGCUCCUGGCUGCCUACAGCACUUUUAUUAUUAAAAUGAGGGUAGUUUUUUCUUGAC